AUCUGGCGACGACUUCGGAAAAUUCACACCAAGCUGACAUAACAACUUAUAUUGAAAGAAUAGAACAAUUAUUUAUUUGUAAUGAUGUGAGUGAAAAGAAGAAAGUGUCACUUUUCUUGACUUUGUUAGGGGGAGAAGCUUAUAAUGUUUUAAAAGAUCUUUUGUCUCCACAAUUACCUAGUCAAAAGACGUAUACUACUUUAAAAGAGACGUUAAUAAAUCAUUAUAAUUUAAAAAGACUUAUAGUAGCGGAACGAUACAAAUUCUACAGUGCAAAUCAAGAUAGUAGUGAAGAUAUUAAAUCAUACCGAACUAAAUUGAAGAAUCUAUCAAAAUAUUGUAAAUUUGAAGGAUUUUUGGAUGAAGCUUUGAGAGACAAAUUCGUCUUCGGUUUACAUUCAGAACAAAUUAAACAGAUAUUGUUGACGGAGGAUGAUUUAACGUUUAAAAAGGCAUGCGAAAUGGCCACAAAAAUGGAGUUGACAGAAUACCAAAGAGUUACCAUGCCUAGAAAUGAUGAAGAGAAUAUUAUUAAUCAAUUGGAUAACGAUAAGAGUGAUGGAAAGCUAAAUGAAGAAAGUAAUCAGAGUAAAUCAAAUGAAUAUUUAAUUCAAGCAAAUCAAGAGUCAAAUGAUAAAACGACGCCUAUAAGACAAAUGUGUAAACGAUUUACCAAAGUUCAUAAAGAUUAUAGUGCUAUGAAUUCGAGAUGUGUUUCAUGUAAUCAAGUGGACCAUACAUCAUCCAAAUCUUCUACAUCUAAAAACAGAGCUUAUAAUAUAGAAAAUCAAGAAGACAAACAAAAUCAGGAAGAGAAUAAUCAUAUUUUUGAAUUAAAGUUUAUAGAUAUCGAUACAAUUGAUACUUUAGAAGAGGCACGGAAAAAAGCAGGUCCUAAUUACGCAACUUGUGACGAAAGCAGAAGGCAUGAAAAAAGAGUCAUACACGAAAAACAAUUUGACGAUACAUUAUAUGAUACUUGUGAUGACAGUAUAGAUGAAGAUUGCGAUUCACCUUCGCAAUUACAGACUUCGUACAAGAAGAUAAAAAUAAAUGAAAAUUGGGAGUCUGGAAAGAAAUCUUUGCAUGACAAACAAUUUUUGCAUAAAAAGCAAAUCUCGUGCAAUAAAGUCUCACAAAUUGUCGCCUUAUCUACACCAAAGCAUUCAUUGUAUGAUAAAUCACAAACACAGAUAGUUGAUCCACUACAAAUAGUACAAAUGGAUGAGUGUAAUGAAUCGUCUGAAUUUGGACAGCAAGAAAUUAAUGUACAAAAUCUUGAAUUUAUUUCAACUACUGCUCCGUCAGCUACAGUUAGUGACAUUGAAAAGCUGAUUCCGCUUUGUGAAGAAACAUUAAGGUAUGUAAAAAGCAUUGAUAGAAGGCUGAGAGUUUUGGAAAGAGGCGUUGUUAAUGAGGAAGAGCCUGAAGGAAUGAACGUAUUCGAUAACAUACUUCCGAUCAAUUCAAUACAGAAUCUUAAACAAUUUGAAGAAAGCAUUGAAACAGCUGAAAUAAAAACGAAAUUCAUGGAAUUUAUGAAAAGAAUCGGAGGCAAAGGCAACAAAAAUAUGAUACAACGAUGUAUGAGCCGUUUAUUUACAAAUGAAUUCGGCAUAAGUUGUUCUUGGUGUGGUCGCGGGAAUAAUUAUCGCAUGUGCGAUUUAAAAUGUAUCCAAGUUCUAAAAAUUGUGUUAAGAGCCAGAGGUAUCAACGAAUGCGAAUUUGAAACUAUAGCAAGCGAAUGGUUCCGGCUUAGUAAGCUGCGAUAUGAUCGCGAGAAUAAAAAGGUAUUGCCUACUGAUGAUUGUGAUACACAGGAAAAGGAGACAUAAUCUAUUAUAUUGUAACGAUGUAUCUCGCAUCGUUUCCCAGUGGCACACUUGCCACAUAUCCAAUUGAUCAUCCGCACUUCUUUUUAAUUUUUCAAACUGACACUUACAGACAUUUUUAAUCUUUUAAAUCGUGAACGUUAAUUGCAAGGCUUCGCAGGCCGGAGUACGAUGUGCCGAUCGGUAUCUUGAUCUCGUCCACUAAGGAAACAAUUUUGAUUAAACAUUCGAGUGGUAUCGGGAUAUUGAUGAAAUUGACAAAAGCCGUACGAAAAUCCCCAAUUAAUCCUUGUAAUACACAUUUAUAAAGCAAAUUUUUUUGAUAGACAAUUUUUAUUAAUAUUUGUAUUUAUAUGUCUUUUAUAUAUGUUUUUUGGGUUGCUGAUUACAAGACUUGUGUACGUCUGCGAUUUCGAACUCGCAACUGCGAUCCCAACCGAUUUGUAUCGACUGAUUCUCUGUAAUAGAAUUAUACUUAUCUUUAUAGUCAUUCUCAAUCAUUUGCGAACGCAUUAUAAUAUUCGCGACCGCAUUGUUACCAUUGUAAAUAGGUGCAUAUCGUCUAUUCAUCAUCAUGCGCAUUGUUGUAUAUGGUCGUAUUUCUGUCUUUUCAUGUAUUAGAUUGUAGAACAAAAAUACGUAACGUUACGAAUCAAUAUUCAAGCAGUUAUAACUUUGUUAAAUAUGAACAAAAUUUAAAUUUCAAAAAGGAUUUUA
Molecule: messenger RNA, 2549 nt
Organism: Mycetomoellerius zeteki
Lineage: Eukaryota; Metazoa; Arthropoda; Insecta; Hymenoptera; Formicidae
Exons: 8
Coding region: 462-1835 (457 amino acids)
Source: RefSeq, a predicted model, not a curated record